This is a messenger RNA of Loxodonta africana (African savanna elephant), 993 nucleotides long. It is a transcript of the gene RERGL, whose product is annotated as RERG like. The coding region runs from base 256 to 870 and encodes 204 amino acids. Gene Ontology annotation, molecular function: GTPase activity; GTP binding. The record is from RefSeq and is a predicted model, not a curated record. NCBI's taxonomy places the organism in Eukaryota, Metazoa, Chordata, Mammalia, Proboscidea, Elephantidae. The transcript is spliced from 5 exons.
CCUCCAUAAGGAGUAUAUAAUUAUUGGCUUAAAAGCUCUAGUGGCUAAAUAGUAAUCCUAAUGUUUAUAACAAAAAAUAAAGUAUGUUGCAAACUAUUCUAGGGAAACAUUUUUAAAGUUAUUAUUGGAUGACUACAGUAUGGGGUGGAGCUGACCUUAGAGAAAAGAGACCAGCAAUAAAAAGGAAAUCGGCAAACACUGCAGUCAGCAUAGUUCCAGAAGGCAGGACUGACCAAGAAGGAGCAGAAAAGCAAGAUGAAUGAUGUGAAGCUUGCUGUUUUGGGUGGUGAAGGAACAGGCAAAUCUGCCCUUACAGUAAGGUUUCUUACCAAGCGGUUCAUUGGGGAAUACGCAUCUAAUUUUGAAUCUACCUACAAUAAAUAUUUGUGUUUGGAAGGGAAGCAACUGAAUCUGGAAAUAUACGACCCUUGCUCUCAACCCCAGAAAGCAAAAUUCUCCCUCACAAGUAAACUUCAUUGGGCAGACGGGUUUGUCAUUGUGUAUGACAUCAGUAACAGAUCUUCUUUUGCUUUUGCAAAAGCACUGAUCUACAGAAUUCGGGAGCCACAAACUAGUCAUUGUAAAAGAGCUGUGGAAUCAGCUGUGCUUUUGGUUGGCAACAAGCAAGAUCUCUGCCAUGUGCGAGCGGUUGGCUGGGAAGAAGGGCAAAAGCUGGCACUGGAUAACCGAUGCCAAUUCUGUGAGCUGUCUGCCGCAGAGCAGUCUCUGGAGGUAGAAAUGAUGUUUAUCAGAAUUAUCAAGGACGUCCUGACAAACUUCAAACUCAAAGAAAAGAGAAGACCCAGUGGAUCUAAAUCAAUGGCCAAAUUAAUCAAUAAUGUAUUUGGAAAGAGAAGAAAAUCUGUGUAGUAGACAUGUGAUCCUAGGGGAUUUAUUAUGUCAGAGAGUUUUAAAUAUUCACACGAUAAUUAAAUUUACUCAUUGUAUAAUAUAUAUAUAUAUAUAUAUAUACACAUAUAUAUUUUAAAAAGA